UCAUUCAUCUGUCAUAUUACUCGUGUGUUUGAUAAACUGCGUUUGAUUUCAAAUUGAAUACUAGCAGUUUGUUGAUAUUUGAAAUAUUAAGUGAAAAUGAAGGUGGAAGAAGUUAAAAGUACUGUAAAAACACAGCGAAUAAGUGCUCACAGUCACAUCAAAGGACUGGGCUUAAAUGAAGCUGGAUUUGCUCUUCCAGCGGCUGCCGGUUUGGUAGGCCAAGAGCAGGCUAGAGAGGCUGCUGGUAUUGUUGUUGAUAUGAUAAAAAGUAAAAAGAUGGCAGGAAGGGCAGUUUUACUAGCUGGCCCACCAGGUACUGGUAAAACAGCUAUUGCCUUGGCUAUAGCACAGGAAUUGGGCACCAAAGUACCCUUCUGCCCAAUGGUAGGUUCAGAAGUCUACAGCUCUGAAAUUAAAAAGACAGAAGUUCUCAUGGAGAAUUUCCGCCGAGCAAUUGGUUUGAGAAUAAGAGAAACGAAAGAAGUUUAUGAAGGGGAAGUUAGUGAAUUAACACCUGUAGAAACAGAGAAUCCAGCUGGUGGUUAUGGCAAAACAGUCAGUCAUGUCAUAAUUGGUUUGAGAACGGCAAAAGGUAGCAAACAAUUGAAAUUAGACCCCAGUAUUUACGAUGCUUUACAGAAAGAGAAAGUUGAGGUUGGAGAUGUUAUUUAUAUAGAAGCCAACAGUGGAGCUGUUAAAAGACAGGGUAGGUCAGAUGCAUUUGCUACAGAAUUCGAUCUGGAAGCUGAAGAAUAUGUUCCUUUGCCGAAAGGAGAUGUACAUAAAAAGAAGGAAGUAGUACAGGAUGUCACUUUACAUGACUUAGAUGCCGCAAAUGCAAAGCCUCAGGGGGGCCAAGAUGUACUCUCUAUGAUGGGCCAACUUAUGAAGCACAAGAGGACUGAAAUAACAGAUAAACUGAGACAAGAAAUCAAUAAAAUUGUGGAUAAAUAUAUCGAUCAAGGUAUAGCCGAGUUAGUACCUGGAGUAUUAUUCAUCGAUGAGGUUCACAUGUUGGAUAUUGAAACAUUCACGUAUUUGCAUCAGGCAUUGGAAAGUGCAAUCGCACCCAUUGUUAUUUUUGCCACCAAUAGGGGAAGAUGUGUUAUCAGAGGAACUGAGGAUAUCGUAUCGCCACAUGGUGUUCCUUUGGACUUGUUAGAUAGGUUACUCAUAAUACGAACACUUCCAUAUGCCAAAAAUGAAGUGGAACAAAUAUUGAAACUCAGGGCCAGCACCGAAGGUUUGGAAAUAGAACAAGAUGCUCUGUCGAUGUUGGCAGAAAUCGGCACACAGUCUACCUUACGUUACGCCGUUCAACUUCUAACACCUGCUUCAUUGACAGCAAAAACCAACGGAAGGCCGAAUAUAAUGAAACAAGACGUGGAGGAAGUUAACGCCUUGUUCUUGGAUGCCAAGUCUUCCGCUAAAAUUUUGUCUGCACAAAAGGAUAAGUUUAUGAUGUGAACACCAAACUUAGAGACGAUCUGCAUAUUUUAAUUUCGAAAUUGUGAUUUUUUUCAUUGUAUCGAUUCUGUUUAUAUUGUGAAUGAUUGGAAAUGGUCUUUGUAUUUGAAGGCAAUAAAUAGGCAUUGUAAGGA
This is a messenger RNA of Harmonia axyridis, 1601 nucleotides long. It is a transcript of the gene pont, whose product is annotated as ruvB-like helicase 1. The transcript has 5 exons. The record is from RefSeq and is a predicted model, not a curated record. Gene Ontology annotation, molecular function: ATP hydrolysis activity; DNA helicase activity; ATP binding. Gene Ontology annotation, cellular component: Ino80 complex; R2TP complex; NuA4 histone acetyltransferase complex. Bases 97 to 1467 code for a protein of 456 amino acids. Gene Ontology annotation, biological process: regulation of transcription by RNA polymerase II; box C/D snoRNP assembly; chromatin remodeling. Lineage: Eukaryota; Metazoa; Arthropoda; Insecta; Coleoptera; Coccinellidae.